AUGCAACCCUCACUUCCUCUCAAAUUUGAUCCUAACAGCCAUCAGACCCUCAACCCAGGCUCCCUCCAAGGCCGUCUAACAUACCUCCUAAAAUCCUGGCCCACGGACGCCGUCCGCCCAUCCUCAGUCUCUGUCCAAUCCUACAUCCAAUCUCGCCUCCAGCCCGCAGACAAAUCUACUCCUGCGAUCUCCGAGUCCUCCGUCAAUGCCUUGACCGCGUUGCUAAACAAUCGUUUCGCGCAUGCGUAUCCUCUAUCGCCAAAGCUGCGCCGGCCGGCGAGUAACCCGGAACACUAUGAUAAUGUCGUGCGCGAAUUUGCGGAGGCACCGACUCGGGAUUGGUUUGGACGGUUAAAGAAGAGGAUGGCCGGUAUCAUCCGGUUGUCGUGA
Molecule: messenger RNA, 390 nt
Organism: Penicillium antarcticum
Lineage: Eukaryota; Fungi; Ascomycota; Eurotiomycetes; Eurotiales; Aspergillaceae
Product: ubiquinol-cytochrome c reductase complex assembly factor 2
Exons: 1
Coding region: 1-390 (129 amino acids)
Biological process (GO): mitochondrial respiratory chain complex III assembly
Cellular component (GO): mitochondrion; Cbp3p-Cbp6 complex
Molecular function (GO): ribosome binding
Source: RefSeq, a predicted model, not a curated record